Brugia pahangi is the source of this 1884-nucleotide messenger RNA. The record is from the annotation of a GenBank genome assembly. NCBI's taxonomy places the organism in Eukaryota, Metazoa, Nematoda, Chromadorea, Rhabditida, Onchocercidae.
AUGCGUUUAAAAUUUGGUUCAGUACGUGAACGUCAUAAUUCAUCCGUCGUCACAACAUCCCAAUAUACACUUUUCGUCUUAGGUGGCUCUAAGGUUGGUAAAAGUGCCCUUGUGGGUCAAUUUUUAUGGGAAGAAUUUAUCAGAGAGUAUCAUCCAACAGUGGAAGAAUUCAAUUGGAUUGAAUAUAAGAAAGAUGACGGUGGCAGGACACUUUUACAAAUAAUUGAUUCUAGUGGAUCGCGGGAUUUUUUGGCUAUGAGACAUUUAUAUGAAACAAUUGGUGAUGCUUUUGUUGUUGUGUUUGCAGUGGAUGAUCCAAUAUCAUUAGAUGAAGCUAAAGAUAUUAUUAAAGAAGUUCGACUACGAAAUAACAAAAAAGCACCAAUACUUUUGGUUGCUAAUAAGAUCGAUUUGUAUGAAUGUGAAGAACAAUGGGCAACAAAAGAAUCGAGAAUUUAUGCGGUCGAGAAUAAGCUGCAUUUUGCUGCCCUUUCUGCUACUAAUCUUUUUCAGGUAACCGAGAUUUUUCGGCGUGUACUAAGUGAAAUUGGUGAUUUUCAUCCAACCCAAAUGAAAAAACGUCGUCAAUCGAUGCCAAAUACUCGAGGAAGUAGCUAUAGUGAUAUUGAAGUUAAGGCUAUUGAAUUAUUGGCCAGAAAGCAUGCUGCAAACAAAAAAAGAAUGACAAUUUCAUAUACGGGUAAUUUCUGUCGUCUUUUAAUUCGAUGGAAAGGAAGUUUAUGGCGAUUAGUUUGGAGAGAAUUAUUUAUCUUUCUCAUUCUUUAUUAUAUUAUUCGACUCAUCUACAAUCAAAUAUUACCGUUGCUUGAUAAGGAAAAUCCUGAAAAAUAUAGGUUUGAAUUUGAACGAAUUGCAAUAACAUUCGAUCAAUAUACAAGAAUGAUACCUCUUACAUUUUUAUUAGGUUUCUAUGUAUCCAAUGUAGUUAUCAGAUGGUGGCGACAAUUUGAAUGCAUACCUUGGCCAGAAGAUAUAUUGUCAUUAUUAUGUACGUUAAUACCAGGUAAGGAUAUCAAGAGUCAACAACGGCGACAUACUAUUGCUCGAUAUGUCAACUUGGUGGCUGCUCUUGUCUAUCGAGAAAUAUCGAGCACAAUUCGACGUCGCUUUCCGUCAUUGUCACAUUUAGUGCAAAGUGGUCUUCUUACCGAGACAGAAUUACAAUUGAUUAACGAAAGUUCGAGAGAAAUUAAAAAUAUACGAUGGAUGAUACCACUUCAUUGGGUACAGCAAAUUGUCAUGGAUGAAUUAAGUGAUAAUGCACCUCCUCAAGCUCUCGUUAAUCAUUUCAUGCAAGAGUUAAAAGCCUAUCGAGCAGCAUUUCGUAAACUAUUCUCCUAUGAUUGGGUAUGCGUACCAUUGGUUUACACUCAGGUAGCAGCUUUAGCCACUUACGCACAUUUUGGCUUUUGCCUCAUAGGCAGACAGUAUUUGGAUCCAUCGAAAAAAUAUCGAGAUCAUGAAGUAGAUCUUAUUAUUCCGAUCUUUACAAUCGUUCAAUUCCUUUUCUUCGUUGGCUGGUUCAAAGUAGGACAAGACUUGAUGCGUCCCUUUGGUAUGGAUGAUGAUGACUUCGAGCUUGACUAUAUCUUCGAGCGUAAUGUUGGCGUAUCUUUCGCCAUCGUUGAUCGACUUCAGAUGAAUGAUUACGAGCCAUUGCAAAAAGAUAAAUUUUGGGUAUCGGACGAUUCCAUAAUGAUAUCAAUGCCACGAACAGGUUUAGCUAAUCAAAAUAAGCAUCGGAAACCUAUGAGACAUAUCCCCUCCUAUAAACCGAUCGGGAAUCGUGAUGCAGAGGAAGGUAACACACGAUGCAAUGUGUGGAAAAAAAAAUGGCAUGGAUAUGAUGUAUUAUCAUGGUGA